Molecule: messenger RNA, 3243 nt
Organism: Malassezia globosa CBS 7966
Lineage: Eukaryota; Fungi; Basidiomycota; Malasseziomycetes; Malasseziales; Malasseziaceae
Exons: 1
Coding region: 1-3243 (1080 amino acids)
Molecular function (GO): protein dimerization activity
Source: RefSeq, a predicted model, not a curated record
AUGGAUGCAUGGCCUGAGUCGGAGCCUGUGGGUGUAUCUACCACACCAGACAACAUGCCUGAGUGGAAGGAUUUGGAUUCCAUGCUGGGAUCGCCAAAGCCAUGGUCCAUGGUUGACAUGCCUGAUCUAUUUCUCACAAAUCUGAUCCAUGAUGUCGAUCACACUUUCACAGAUGACUCACUCACAGACUUUUCCAGCACUGUCGCUACAUCUGGUAGUGAGACAGAAAGCAGUCCUGGCGCUUUCCAGGAAUUUAUGAUGCGCCAUUCUUCUCCAGAGAGCCUCUCACAUUCGCCGCCGCCCCUUGUGCCCGGCAUCACGAGUCCUACACAGUUCACCAUUCCAUUACCUGAUACAGAGCGCUUGGAUCUUGCACCCCACGUUGCAGAGACAAACGAGCCUUUAACUGCAAGCUUUGGGCUUGAUCAAGUUCCUGUGACUUCCUACUCCCCUGCAUACAUGGAGAUGACUCUGGGCAUUUCGCCAGCGUCCGUCCAGCAUGGCGUGGAACCAGUUAAGCCGGUGGCAUCUACUGAGACAGUGCCCCCUGUAGCUUCGAUGUCCUCCAUGGCACUUACUUCUUCAAAGGCAUCUGAUCACUCGAAUACGCCCGUGCCGCCUGCAAUGCCUGCAGUGGCUACGAAGCCAGACAUUCAAGCUUCUAAGGCAGUGUCGACGCCAUCCGCCACAUCUGAAGAAACGAUUCUAGCGCCAUUGUGUAUGCAACCAGGGAGCAACCAUAAUGCCAUGAUGGCACUUUCACGCUUGCGCUCUGCCGUGCAUGAAAGCGAAAAGCAAAUACAAGCAAAGAAGGCCCCGUGUGCCAAGAUGCCUUCAGUUUCAGCUCCGUCACAUGAGAUGUCUAUCGCUUCCGCUACAACAACUUAUUCUGAGUCUGACGCACAGCAUCCAGGCCAACAUGCGCGCAAAAAUGCACAUAAUGCUAUUGAAAGACGGUAUCGCAGCAACAUAAAUGAUCGCAUCGCAGGUCUAAGAGACGUAGUGCCGGCACUUCGCGAGACGCGCCCGCGCAAUGGACGCCGCAAACGACGACGCGGAAAAACAGAAGACAUCGAACUGGUUGAUGGUGUGCGGGCAGCGACGAAACUAAGUAAAGCUACGAUCCUGACGAAAGCCACCGAAUAUAUUUGCUACCUGAAAUCGCGUGAGGUGCAAUUAAGCCGUGAAGUCGCUGGCCUUCAUAUGUUGCUUCGCAGUUUUGAGGGUGGUGAUGAGCUUCUGACCCAAUGGUCUGCUGAGAUGGAACGUUUGCACAAUCAGUACCCUCCGAUUGAGGCUGUGUACAGUGGUGUCGAAACACCACCGCCAACGUCACCAAACGCGUCAGCCACCGGUGUGACAGCAACGUCGUUAUCGUCGUCGUCAUCAUCGGCAUUUCCACGUGGGUCUCUCGAUGUUGAAGUGGAAGACGAUGAGUCUGCUGACGAGUCAGAUGAAGCCGAUGAUACGGAGUCGUUGUCGUCAGGCUCCGGUGGCGACCCGGUUCGUGCUACGAAAGUGGCACGAUACAUGUUUGGCGCAUUUGUGGGACUUUCGUUCUUCGGCCGCUCGGAUUGGGGCGAUCUAAGAAAUACCGAUGCAGAUCUGGCUUUGCUAAAUACAACGGCAUUAUCUGCGCCAGUAUCGACGUCGUCCUUGCCUCAAGCGCAUGUCAUGGGCGUGGGGCACCAGCUUUGGAAACGCUCGCUAAGUAUGGACCACAAACCUCGGCCUUACGAUGAUGUUCCAACAAGCGACCUGCUGUGGGAAGUCGCUCGUGGGUGCGUUUUGGUUACGCUCAUCGUAGCGGUGGUUUGCUCGAUGGGCACACACGCCCGGCGGUGGGCAUUGAAGCGUGGCUAUCUAACUGCUUCUCGAUUGCAGGAUACGUCCACUUUGUCGGAUUUGUUAUGCACACCAUUGGAGCAGGUUCGCUCGCCUCCUAUGCCGUUGACGCAAGCCAAGGUCACGUACGAACGACUAGGUGACCGACUGUGCGUCCCAUCCACACGGCUUGGUCUUCUCAUGCACAUGACCUGGACCUGUACUUGUUGGCUCAGUGCAGCUACGGUACCUGGCGCCGCAGGGUGGAUUCGCUCGCUGACAGACCCAACUGUUGCACUCAUAAAAAAGCGAGCUUUUAUUAGGCGCGCAGAAUUUGAGUUAGCUCUGGGGCGAAGCGUGCAACCUGACUGGUUUGUGCGGUUACACACGCUCAUCAUGCUGCAUUUUUAUGCGUCCGUGUUUGGCGCAGAGUUGGAUGAAAAACUUGUGUUGGCCCUUGUAUAUUUGGAUGCUGCAGAGCAAACGCAUCUGCCGUAUAUGGCACAGCGAGGCGCUCAGGUGUGGCACAGCACGGGUGCUCGGCUCGUUGAUGCAUCAUCUUCGUCGGACCCAGGGCAAGAACAAAACAGACGCAUGCUUUCAGAACUUUUCAGUGUGCCGAUAUGUCAUGUGAACGCGUAUGCACGAACGGCUUCUUGCGGCAAUGAGAGUAGCGAGAACACACGUCGAGACGAGGAUUCUGAAUGUGGCCAUGUAAGUGUGUCGCCGCUUGCCAAUAUGGUCGAUGCACUGCGGCACGAGGCGCUCCUGUCGUUUUGGACGACGAUGAUUUCAAGUAUGAUGCGAGCGAGUGAUAGCGUCGUAUCCGCCCCGAGCGCGCACUCCUGUUCGCACCCUGCUGUCCUAGACAUUGUGCGCGACACGGCAUCGCUGGCGUCUGUUCAGCAGCAGCUCGCAUCUCUAACACGUGACCGUGCCUGCACGAGCAGCAUGACAGUUGAGCAGAUUCUUGUGGCUCAUGGCAUGCUCGAUCUCGCCGCAGGACGCUUGGCACGUGCGCAUGCGUAUGUACGGAUGUUGGGAAGUAAGCCCAUCUCGUUGUCUGCGCGGCAGUUCAUUGCAUUGUGGGCGGAUGCGCCCUUCGUUACAUCUCGCACGCCUGUUGGGCCAGUGGACAUGCUUGCGAGCGUAGCUAUCGGCUGGUUUGCGAUGCAACGGAUGUAUGCGACUCAUAAUGAUGCGAAUGCAACAGAAAAUGCCAAGGCGUGGCAUGAUCGUCGUAGAAAGAGCGCAUCAUCACUUCAUGCACUGGCGUCACAGUGCCUAUGGAUCUUUGUGUCACCCGACAAGAAAGACAAUAGUGAUGGGACAUACGUGCGAGACCUACUGCCGCCCAACCAAGUGCCGUGCCUUGCUCAAGCGCUCGAUUCGCUAAUGGACAACCUGUUGCUUACAUAG